GAAGACACUUUAGUGAAAAUUAGAAGUUUUAUAUUUGGUAAAAAAAUCUGGGUUUCGAUCGACGAGACGACAGAUUCCGCAGGUCGUUACAUCGCAAAUGUCAUUGUAGGAACGCUCGAACUUAAUGGCCCUGGUCACGUGUUUUUAUUAAACUGUGCAGAACUAGAGAAAUCAAAUCACAUUACAAUCGCUAAAUUAUUUGAUAAUUCUAUGCAUAUAUUAUGGCCUGAAGGUGUACGACAUGAUGAUAUUUUAUUAUUUCUAAGCGACGCGGCACCAUACAUGGUUAAAGCGGGAAAAUCGCUUAAUAUAUUUUAUACGAAAAUGAUUCACGUUACAUGUAUUGUUCAUGCAUUUCAUCGAGUUGCUGAACAAAUUAGAGAGCAUUACUCAAAAGUUGAUAAAAUUAUAGCUAACGUGAAGAAAGUAUUUUGCAAGUCUCCAUGUCGCAUUAGUUGUUUUAAAGAAAAAGCACCACUCCUAUCACUCCCCCCACAACCAAUCAUAACAAGAUGGGGAACCUGGUUGAAAGCAGCUAUUUAUUAUUGCGAUAAUUACGAAUUAAUAUGAGAUAUUAUUACAUCGUUUGAUGAAAAAGAUUCUGUUAGUGUUGAAAACCCUCAAAAGUACUUAAGUGAUCCAGACGUUGCUUCAAAUUUGGUAUACAUUAAAUCAAACUUUGGAUUUUUGCCCGAUGUAAUCACUCGCCUUGAAGCAAAAAAUAUGCCUUUAUCCGAUGGAAUUAAGAUAAUAGAAAAUGCCUAUUUAAAAUUGUCUCAAACUACAGGUUCAGUGGGGAAAUUAGUGCAGCGAAAACUAGACGAUGUUUUAGCAAAAAAUAAUGGCUAUAAAACAUUAAAUAUAAUUUCAAAAAUAUUGAAUGGAGAAAUUACUUCAAUGGAUGGCUUACCAGAAGACUUGAAAGCAAAUGAAUUGUUAUUUUUUAAAUAUGCACCGCUAACUUCCGUAGAUUUAGAACGAUCUUUCUCAACAUAUAAAAUAUUGUUAGCAGAUAACCGACAUUCGUUUCAAAUUGAAAAUAUAAGGAAAUACCUUGUCGUUCAAUGUAAUAGUAAAGAUGAAGGAGAUGAAAACGACGACGAAGAAAUGUAA
Melanaphis sacchari is the source of this 1113-nucleotide messenger RNA. RefSeq lists its product as uncharacterized. The record is from RefSeq and is a predicted model, not a curated record. The transcript has 2 exons. The coding region runs from base 724 to 1113 and encodes 129 amino acids. Lineage: Eukaryota; Metazoa; Arthropoda; Insecta; Hemiptera; Aphididae.